Messenger RNA from Esox lucius (northern pike), 2643 nucleotides. RefSeq names its product ankyrin repeat domain-containing protein 53 (gene ankrd53). The record is from RefSeq and is a predicted model, not a curated record. Gene Ontology annotation, cellular component: spindle pole. Gene Ontology annotation, biological process: mitotic metaphase chromosome alignment; regulation of mitotic spindle organization; positive regulation of microtubule polymerization. Gene Ontology annotation, molecular function: protein binding. NCBI's taxonomy places the organism in Eukaryota, Metazoa, Chordata, Actinopteri, Esociformes, Esocidae. The coding region runs from base 212 to 1417 and encodes 401 amino acids. The transcript has 7 exons.
CAAAACAAUGCGCAUCGUGUGGGGACCAGCAACAGAGGCAAUAGAAUCGGAUAGCCCAGAUUAAUUCUACCCCAGAGGUUUCUUAGACACGCCUCUACAGGUUGCUGGGAUGUUCCGCGUGACCUGCGCAAACAGUGGAACCAUAAGUGAAGAACAAACGUAGCAACAACGAAAAUCAUCAACAAACUCGGCAAAUCGUCGAUCGGACGAGAUGACGACAGUUUGUAAGCUUGGGGUAGGUGGGGGGGUGCUGGUGCGGCGUGGGGUUAAGGCUCCACCGGACAGCGAUAUGUUCCAGGCGGCCACCUCGGGGGACCGUGACUGGCUCCGCUUCAGCUUGAAGCGGGCACUGUCCUCAACGCAGCUUGACAAACAGGGUCUGUCCGUGCUCCACGUAGCCUGCUUACACGGGCGUUUGGAGUGCAUGAAGUUGCUCUUGGAGUCCGAGUCGGCGGACGUGAACGCCAGCUGCCCACUGGGCCGCAGACCCAUCCACAUGGUCCUGACUUCCCGGAGUAGACCCCACUCCCACGCCUGCCUCACAACCCUGCUGCAGCACGGAGCCCUGACAAACGUGGCUACGGACACGGGGUUGACGCCCCUCCAUCUGGCGGCCGCCGAGGGCCUGCAGGGGUGCGUCGAGGCUCUGGUGCGCGCCGGGGCGGACACCGGCGCACGGGACAACAGAGGACACACCCCUCUGGACCUGGCACGCAUCUGGUGUCACAGAACCAUUGCCAGGUUUCUGAAGGCUUCUUUGUGGCAAAAAGAGAAGAAGACAGAGGUGGAGAGAUGCAGGGAACUGCAGAACCUCCAACAGCACCUGUUCAACAUGCACAAGAGGGCUGAGGGCGUGGAGAAGGUGGUGAGAGAGAAGCUGAUGAAAGACAGAGUCAAGGCAUGGGCCAAUAACAAAGGCCUCCCCCUCCUCUGGCCUGAACCUAGGGCAGGGUGGAACCAGGCUCUCGCCUUUGGCAUCUCCCCAGACCAGAGGCCUCACAGAACCAAGGUCCGCGUCAGGCAAGCCUGGAACAUCUCCCCUAACCCCCACAAGCCCCCGUUGGCCUCUGUCUACCGACCCCAGGAAGUGCGUCUGAGCUGCCUGCCAGAAACACCUCCGUCAGAGCCUGACCUGAGGCAGAGCGUCACCCUCUCCAGGGCCCGUGUGGACGGACGGCCCCAGUAUACUGCCAAGUGGGACGGCUCCCCCCAGCCACUCCCCAACCUGCCCUGGGACAAGCUUCAAAGGGGGCUGUUCCCUGCCUCCUUCCAAACGCGGAUAGCCUCACCCAGCCACUUCCAUCCCAGCCACAUGCUGGACCUGCCGCGCCUCAGCUGCUCCGCAGGACCCAACGCCUCGCCCUGGACCGAGGUGGCCAUGCACCUGGCUGAGGAGCUGGAGCCUGGUCACUACUGAGGAGACGGCGAGGAGGCAGGACCAGGUCAGGUCAGAUUUACAUUAUCCCUCCAGUGCUGGGUAUACGGUUGGGGACAACUUCCUCCUGGAGUAGUGACACAUCCACUUUCCUUUGUCUUAGGCCACCAGAGAGUACAGACUCGCCCGUCACCAAACACCACAGGGGCCAGUGGUCUUCAAGAACAUAUUGUACAACUAACAUAUCAGGAGUAAUAUUAAACGGUUUGGUCGUUUUUAGACAUCUGUAGAUUCAAUGUUUAAUGGUAAUGGCAUCUAGAGAUAGAGACCAUGAAAGAGAACUCACAUGGAUUCCCCAGCAAUGACAAAGCAAUCUCAGGAUAAUGGUUAGAUAUAGGUAUUGCAUAUGAAAUGGGCAUGUGUUAUGGAAUACAAGAGAAACGAGCAUUACCGUGUAACUCUUCUGUCUGGGCUUGUAAAAGCUUUAUAAAAAAACAACAUGCUCCUGUCCUCUGUAUGCUAAUCCCCAAGUAACACUGGCUACAUGAGUGGAACAGCCCCUCCGACCUCAACAUUCUCCAGCCACUUAGUUGCUGCUUCUUUUUCUCCUGCGUGAGGCUAUGAGAGGGGUGAGGCAGGUUGGGGGCGACACAUAGGUGACACCACAGUGCUCUGGGUCGCUUGUCACAAUCUGGGCCCGUCCUCUUGUUGACCUUCCCUCGGGGUCCAUACAGGGUCUCCAGGUGAAAGCUUGUCAGAAGAAGGUAGCUGGAGGAGGGCAGAUCUGUUGUUUUGUCCUCUUAGGCGCCCUAACACAACACAAUCACACUAUUCCCGUGAAGCACUUCACACCUGGUGAUGCUGUGUAACAACCCCUCCUCAACCUUUUGCUUCUUGUAACUGCUGCCAGACCCAGAACAAAAGGGAGAACUCCAGUAAAAGCACAAAACACUCAGUAAAACAGGGUUGGUUUAAGUUCAGUAGAAUUUUUUUUUUUUUUAUAGGACCCGAGAAAACAAAAUAAGAGCAUUCCUUUUUGUGUUCUGUUGAAGCAUUAAGCGAGUUAAUUGCUGCUGAACACUACAGUGUAUUGGUUUUCACCUGUGAAGUGACACGCCUUCGUCCAAUCACAUCAAAUAUUACACAACGCAUCUGCCUUGCAUCAAAUCACUGAUUGGGUCUUUAUGUUUUGAUAUUAAUCACUCAUGAUACCCUGAUUAAGGUAGUGUGUCUGUCAAAACGUUGCUAUUAAAUUCUUGCAUCGGGAA